UAUAUCCUUUAUCAAAAAAUUUUAAAAUGUUUAAUAUUCCAUAUAUUCCUAUCCUCAUUCCACAGAAUAAUUACAAAAAGGAAUUUUUAAAUUUAUUAAAAUACCUUAAACCUGAAUGGCUAGAAGAUAGCAUUAUAUUCGAAUAUUUUAACAAAGGCACAACGAACACCAUAAUUAGCGCCUCUCUCCAGCCAUUAUCCCAUUCGGCAAUACCCACUAAUUGCAAUUUAACUCCCGCAUCAAAUCCUAACAAUAACGGCUCUCAAUCGCACAAUCACAUUACAAACCUCGAAAAUCAGCAUACUCAACGAUACUCAGAAAAUAUUAGCCAAAAUAGUGUAGUUAAUCAAGAUAUCCUUCUGAUUCGCAUAUACGGCCACAAAACUGAGGUUAUAAUCGAUAGGGAAAAGGAAAUUGAAAACAUGGUAGCUAUGUGGAGCAUAGGUUGUGGUUCCGAACUUUAUUGUACUUUUAUGAACGGUUUAUGCUAUGGCUACGCUAAGGGCCACGCAAUCUCGAUCAAAACUAUAACUGACCCUAUUAUAUAUCCCAUUAUUGCCGGUAAAUUGGUUCGAAUGCAUUUCGCCUUUCCUAACCAACCAUCUAAGCCGACGGUGAAGUUGGUUCCCGUAGAUAUAGGAAACUACGAAAAAUCGCAAGCUAUAUUGGCCGGAAAUGAUGAAAAGAAGGAAUGCGUUGAUAAUUCGCUUUGUUUUUUAAUCGUGGACAAAUUCCAAAAUAAUAUAAAGAAAAUCGAUAAAACUGGGGAAAAAUUACUCGAUUAUCCUAUUGCUUGCUAUUUUCCAACGAUUAGAAAAUGGGCUUCACUUAUACUGCCACUUCUGGAUGAAAAAAAUAUAGUUAAUCGAUUUGAUUAUAAAAAUAAUUCCGGUAAAAGUUAUGUUAGCUCGAUAAAAGAUUGCGGAAAUAAAAGGUCUCUAUUACUAUCGCAACUUCCCGUUGAUCCCUGGGAAGAAAUAGACUAUUUAGAAAAGGUUCUCUUGCCUAUGAAUUCCCCAAUCGUAUUCUGUCAUAACGAUUUGCUCUUAGACAACAUCAUUUAUGACUAUCACAAAGGUAACAUGUCAUUUAUCGAUUUUGAGUACGCCGAUUUCAAUUACCAAGCUUUCGAUAUAGCACAUUUUUUUUGCGAAUUCGCUGGAUUAGAAACAGUGGAUUAUAGCCUCUUUCCUAACUCGGCUUUCAGGCGCAAAUGGUUGGCCUUAUACCUAAACGAAUGGCAAAAAAUUCACCACAAAAUCGAUGCGAAUUAUACUUUAUUCCCGAAUCUCGACGAACUAAUGAAUCAAGUCGAUAAAUUUAUUCUGGCUCCUCAUUUAUUCUGGGGAGUCUGGGCUAUUCUCCAAUCCCAAGUUAGCGAUAAAUCAUUCGACUACUUUGCCUACGCGAAAAUAAGAUUGUCCGAAUAUUCGCGUUUAAAAUCUGACCCUUCCAUUUUAAAUUUAUAGCAAUUUAAUUGGUUGAUUCUCUCCAUUAGUUAGCUACUCCCAAAGAAAGAUAAUCAUAUUAAUUAAUGCUAUAAAUGUAACAAAUAAAUUAAAUCACGCUCCCUUUUAUAAAAAAAUGAUUGUGAUAAAAAAUAUUAUUUUCGACCGUUUUUAAAAUCAAAUUAUUUAAUCAUACUUAUUUUAAUGUUUGGUUACCCAUAUG
Gordionus sp. m RMFG-2023 is the source of this 1671-nucleotide messenger RNA. Its product is annotated as ethanolamine kinase 2-like. The transcript is spliced from 4 exons. Gene Ontology annotation, molecular function: ethanolamine kinase activity. Bases 27 to 1469 code for a protein of 480 amino acids. Gene Ontology annotation, biological process: phosphatidylethanolamine biosynthetic process. Lineage: Eukaryota; Metazoa; Nematomorpha; Gordioida; Chordodea; Parachordodidae. Gene Ontology annotation, cellular component: cytoplasm. The record is from RefSeq and is a predicted model, not a curated record.